ACUAUAAGCCCAUAAAUCAUUAGGAGUAUUAUUGAGAGUGUUCUGUUUGUGUGACAGGCUCCCCCCACCCCACUCUCCUGCUAAAUAAUUAAUGUGAAUUUAAGUGCCCUUUUGUCUUUGCUCAUCCAAAUACCAAAUACCACAUAUCAGAUAUCACACACUCAAUCUCUCCAUCCUCCACCACGGCACUGAGGUGCGCAUGUAGACAGAAUUUGUUUGACAGAAUUUGUUAAUUGUUAUACAGGCAUUCACAGAAGUUGCAGUACGUUGUCAGAAAAAGGAAGCUUCUUAUUUCUUAACAGUAUAGAGAAAAUAAUAGAGGCUGAAAAUUUGACGAUAUGGGGGUGUGUUCGAGCAAGAUGAAAAGAGGAAGGUAUGUAAGGAAAGAUGAUCCAAGGAUGUUUAUACAGAAAAUGAAGCAACUACAGCAGGAAAUCAGUGCAAUAUUGAAGCAAAGGGAGGAAGAGACAGAGGUGUAUGAGAGGGAACUCAUGUUGUUUGCGUUCAGAGAAACGGAGUGGAAGAGAGACCGGAAAAAGCUCCGGGAAGAGGUUAAGGGAUUGCGUAGGAGCUUGGAGGACCGAGAACAAAGGAUUAGACGGAUGGAAGUGGAGCCUGGAAUCACCGACAAAUCAGAGCAAGAUAAUCAUACUACUCAUACUAGUACUACUACUACUACUACUACUAGUUCUAGCUUCUUGCUUGUGGAAAACAUGAGGGAAGAAAGAGCAACAAGAGAUGAGGCUGUUGAAAAAUGGAAGACGUUGUAUUUGGCUAUUAAGCAUGAACUUGAUCAUCUCAUUCAAAGGACACAUCAAGGGACACUUUACUGGAGAGCAGAUGAUGAAGAUUUGAUGGAAGAUCUGCAAAAGGAGUUAAAGGCAAAGGAUGAAACAAUACAAGUGUUGAAAGCACAAUUAGCUUCAAUGGAGGAUGAAGAUUAUAAAAGAAAGAGGGAAGUAGACAUUCUCAGACAAAGCUUGAGAAUAAUGAGCAUUAAUAGUAGUAAUAAGGGACCAACUUCUUCUGCAAAGGUUAAGAAACUCUCUACGAAUUCAAUCCGUUUUACCAAAAAGCUUGCAUUUGUAAACUAGAACAUUAAUUAUAUAAACUAGUAUUAAUAUCGGAAUGGAUGGGUUUAGUACUUAGUAUAUAUCCAAUCAAAAGAGAAAAUAUGUUUCUGAUAAUAGUAAUAUUUACUCAUUUUCGAUUGUUUCAUCUGUAAAUAUUUGUUGUUACUUUCAAA
Spinacia oleracea (spinach) is the source of this 1246-nucleotide messenger RNA. RefSeq lists its product as uncharacterized. The record is from RefSeq and is a predicted model, not a curated record. Lineage: Eukaryota; Viridiplantae; Streptophyta; Magnoliopsida; Caryophyllales; Amaranthaceae. The coding region runs from base 339 to 1094 and encodes 251 amino acids. The transcript has 2 exons.